UUAAGCUGAGGUUUCCCGUAUUUGAACCCCAGAGAAGCACGAAGAAGAAAAACGAGGAAGCCCGCACACAAGCUGAUCUUCUGCAAACUGAGAAAAUGGACACGCGGUUCACCCGAGGCAAAUCCAGCAUCUUAGAGCGGCCCCUGACCCGACCCAAGACUGAGGUCAGCGUGAGCGCCUUCGCCCUCCUGUUCUCAGAGAUGGUGCAGUACUGUCAGAGCCGUGUGUACUCCGUGUCAGAGCUGCAGACGCGUCUGGCGGACAUGGGCCAGAGUGUCGGAGCCAGCAUGCUGGACGUGCUGGUGCUGAGGGAGAAGAAUGGGAAGAGGGAGACUAAAGUUCUGAACAUGCUGCUCUUCAUCAAGGUUAACGUGUGGAAGUCUUUAUUCGGGAAAGAGGCUGAUAAGCUGGAGCAGGCCAACGAUGAUGACAAGACUUAUUACAUCAUAGAAAAGGAGCCACUCAUCAACGCAUACAUUUCCGUGCCCAAAGAGAACAGCAGCUUGAACUGCGCUGCGUUUACUGCUGGCAUCGUGGAAGCCAUCCUCACUCACAGCGGUUUCCCAGCCAAGGUCACCGCCCACUGGCACAAAGGCACCACGCUCAUGAUCAAGUUUAACGACUCGGUCAUCGCCAGGGACAAGGCUUUGGAUGGCAGAUAAAAAAACGACUGGAGAGACUGGCUGGUUUUUGUUUAUCAUGACAGGAUGAGGAUAAAUCAUCCAGGUCCUUGUUAUUUGAAUAUCUUUGUGGUAACUGAUGAUGACUGGAUCUCUGCAACGUACUGAGCCACAUCUAGAGCAGCAAAAGAAGCGGCUGAUUGGUUCAAACGUCCAGUGUUUUGUGGAUCUUCUCACUCUAUACCUCAUCAAGUUACAUUCAUUUGUUCACUCUUCAUGUGUAGCUUCAUGUGAGCUAAAGAAAAUACAAAAGUUUGUAAUUUCAGGUUUCUCAUGAAUUGUAUUGUUGCUUCAUGGUGGAUCUGUGUUUCUAUCGUCCUCCAUCAUCCUGACCUCGUCACCAGCCCCCACCACAGAUAGACUUCUGUGAAAAGCAGCAUUAUUUUGAUUAUGAAUAUGAUCAUAUUCACUUUCUCAAAUAAACACAGAUUAUUAGUCGUUGCAAUUGACUCAAAGUUUGAUGGAGAUGAAUCUGAAUAACAAACAACCUUAAUAUAUUUUCCCUGAUGUCGAGAGUCGAAGAUUUGUUUUCUCUUUCUCACCCCAGUUCAGCUUUCAAGUUUCAUCUCUGUAAAAUAGAUCCACAGUCGGGGUUGUGAUGAUAUCUGAAGACACCGAGGUCCUCACUGUUUAUUAUUAUAUUUGUAUUAAUGAUAUUUUGAUUCAUUUGUUUCAUUGUAAGUGUGCGUGCAUGCAAACAUUGAGGGUUUAACAUGGGGGAGUUUCCAUUCCACAAAUAAAAAAAUUAACAUAU
Paralichthys olivaceus (Japanese flounder) is the source of this 1434-nucleotide messenger RNA. RefSeq names its product trafficking protein particle complex subunit 5 (gene trappc5). Lineage: Eukaryota; Metazoa; Chordata; Actinopteri; Pleuronectiformes; Paralichthyidae. Gene Ontology annotation, biological process: endoplasmic reticulum to Golgi vesicle-mediated transport. The record is from RefSeq and is a predicted model, not a curated record. Gene Ontology annotation, cellular component: TRAPPIII protein complex; TRAPPII protein complex; TRAPPI protein complex.